Xenia sp. Carnegie-2017 is the source of this 717-nucleotide messenger RNA. RefSeq names its product protein FAM136A-like. Gene Ontology annotation, cellular component: cytoplasm. The record is from RefSeq and is a predicted model, not a curated record. The transcript is spliced from 3 exons. NCBI's taxonomy places the organism in Eukaryota, Metazoa, Cnidaria, Anthozoa, Malacalcyonacea, Xeniidae. The coding region runs from base 6 to 434 and encodes 142 amino acids.
UCAAUAUGGCGGAGAAUGCCCAAUCUCGUGUACAAAAGGAAGCGGAAUGUAUGCUCAAUUCAUUGGAAAAAGAUAGUAUACGACCAAUGCAGAGAAAGGCUCAUCUUUGUGCAGCUGACUGCUGUGAGGAUUCUUCAACUACCCAAGUCGUUCAGGGCUGCAUAUCAAAAUGUUUUCUUCCUUCACAAAGAGCUCAGGAGUAUAUAAAUGGGGAAAUCAAUAAUUUUCAGGACCGCUUGUCUAGAUGUGCUCGAGCAUGUCAGGAUAAAAUACAGGACAAAAUAACUGUUAACACUACCCAGCUAGAGGCAAGUAAGUUACAAGAUGAGAUGAAAGUUUGUGUAGAUGAAUGUUGUGAUACACACCGUGAACUUCUACCCAAAAUGUUUCAAAGAAUGAGUGAAACAUUGCGUCAAUUACAGCAGACUAAUUGAAGUUUUUUUUACGUUCAAUAUUGGUAAAUUUUACACAGAAAAUAUUCUCAUGUUCAAAUAUCAUAUUUAGUGUAAAGAUAAUUUUAAAACUUUAUUGAAUAAUGAAAAGGAACUCGGAAAGUGAUAUUAAGGUGACAUGUCUGUGAAAACAAAAUUUUCUGACGAACUCUAGUCUAUUGACAUUGUGGAAAAUAUUUGUCAUAAUCAUUCUUGCAAAAGGCAUUUUUUGUUGUGGACAAUAUAACUUCUCCGUGUUGGGCGAUUAACACAUCAAUAGAAUCAA